Molecule: messenger RNA, 1265 nt
Organism: Lolium perenne
Lineage: Eukaryota; Viridiplantae; Streptophyta; Magnoliopsida; Poales; Poaceae
Source: RefSeq, a predicted model, not a curated record
AUGUAUCCAAACUCCAGCCGUGACUUUAAGGCUGAACAGUUCAGACCAUAUCCUCUCGCCACCGCCCCUCUCUACUGUUCCGACGGCCCGAGGGCAGCUCUCUGGAGCGACGCGUCCCCCAUCUCCUAUGCUUUCCCCCAGGCGCAGAGACGCCCCCUCGUCUCCUCCUCUUCAUUGCCGCUCGAAGCCGCUGCAGGCCGGAAGCACGCAGCUACCCGUCCAUCGAUUCUGCGGCCGUCAGCUCUCCCCGCCAAUGCGGCGCCGCCAUCCCCUUUAGCUGCCGCGGCUUCUCCUUCCCGCUUCCCCUCCACACGAAGGCGUCGCAUGAUACCUACCCUCCCCGCCGCGGGGUCGAGGGCUUCUUCCCCCCGAGGAGGUGUCGUCACCCUGAAGUGGUACAUCCGGCUCGGAGAGAUUUCGUGGUUACCUGGUGAUUGUAGGAGGCAAGGCAUCGGGAGCCGGUACAAGUGACAGUGCCAUCACCCUCUUGAGUCGAGGUGACGGAGAAUGCAUCAAGUUGCCAUGGACGAAGCUUCAGGACAGGUCACGUGGAAGGAUCGAGCAGGGGUCUAAGGCGACAUAUGCUGUUAGGACGGUAAUGUUGGAAGUAAUUUUUGGUGGAAGUAAUGGUGGUUGAUGAUGGCAAUAAGGGUAGGGGUUGGCCGUGAUUUUGGAACCAGGUAACCACGAGCAUUAACUGAGGAUGGUUGAAACUGAGCUAUGUUUGAGGAAGUGAUGUUGGCUGACGAGCAGAGAGGGUGCCAUGGAUUAAUUGGGCUUGUUGGGUUUGGCCCACAUAGGCUGGUGAGGGGCGAUUCUAGAUCAGCUGACAAAGGUUUGACGAAGGAACGGCGGACCGCCUGAUGACGGAACUCGUUCCCCCUUUUUAAGUAGUAGAGAUUGUUGCCUUCCCAGAAAAGGAGCUAUCUAUGGUAAGAUGAUAAAUUCGUCAUUAUGUUGCCUUCCCAAAAUUUGAGCCUAGUCUAUGGUAAGAUGAUAAGUAGUCAUUAUGUUGCCUUCCCAAAGGAGCUUUAUUUUUAGGAGAUUUCGAGAAUUUGAGACAUGUCGAAUUUGAUGUAGGUGGUGCUGUCGAUGGAUUGGCCAAAAAUCACCAAGUAUAGAGCUUUCUUUUUAGGAGGAAACCAGAUUUUAUGCCUUUUAUCAGGUUUCUAUUUAGGUAAGAUGGAUUUUAUGCCUUUUUGUUUACACGCUGGAUAUCCUGCUUUCAAAGCACUAUUGAUCGGUGUUCCUUAUCUGUCCACUAU